AUGUACGAUGAUGUCACAUUUAAACUCCUGAAUUUAGCUUUGACUAAAGCCAAAGUCCUGGUGUGGCUCUGGUGUGAAUUGAAUGUGAUGUCUGGCAUUUCCAGCACCCUUGCAAUAGCUGAGAAAAAGAAGUCACAUGGCCAGAAGGAGUCACACUACUGUGAUGAAUUCUUUCUGAUGGGACUUUCCCAAUCCUCAGAGCUCAGGCUUUCUCUGUGGGUAUUCUGUCUCAUCAUAUACCUGAUAAUCCUCCUGGGAAACAGCUUCCUCAUUGUCAUCAGCAUCCUAGAUUCCCGACUCCACACCCCCAUGUACUUCUUCCUUGGGAACCUCUCAUUCCUGGACAUCUGUUACACCUCAUCGUCCAUUCCUUCAAUGCUCAUCUCAUUUAGAUCUCAGAGAAAAUCCAUUUCUUUCCUUGGCUGUGCACUGCAGAUGGUUUUCUCACUUAGUUUGGGCUCCACUGAAUGUGUCCUCCUUGCUAUGAUGGCCUAUGACAGGUACGUGGCCAUAUGCAACCCACUGAGAUACAUGAUCAUCAUGAACAAGAUAUUAUGUGCACACAUGGCUGCAUGGUCCUGGAUCAUAGGCUGUGCAAACUCCCUAGUGCAAACAGUCCUAACAAUGGUGUUGCCUUUCUGUGGGAAUAAUGUUACCAGCUGUUCCUUAUAUGUCUAG
Molecule: messenger RNA, 678 nt
Organism: Chrysochloris asiatica (Cape golden mole)
Lineage: Eukaryota; Metazoa; Chordata; Mammalia; Afrosoricida; Chrysochloridae
Product: olfactory receptor 13D1-like
Exons: 4
Coding region: 1-678 (225 amino acids)
Biological process (GO): G protein-coupled receptor signaling pathway
Cellular component (GO): membrane
Molecular function (GO): G protein-coupled receptor activity
Source: RefSeq, a predicted model, not a curated record